AUGAAAAACGAGAUCGCCAUUGUUGAUAUACUUCUGAGUUGGGAAUGUCACUUCUGGACUGCUUUUUCUUUCUCCAAUGUAUCUACUCUCCCUGUUUCUUAUAUGUGUAUCAUAGUCACUGUUAUCUCCAUUGUCAACCAGAAAAACUUACAACAGUACAAUCCCCAUUUUUAUCUGGCCACCGCGCUCAAUUCUGGAGAAGUACAGCCCAAUAAUCUUGUACUUAUAAUCAAUGCAGUUGGGCUCUGUUUAGUUCUUCUCUACAGUGUUCCUUUUCUGAUAUUUGGUACUCAUAUUCUUAUGAGGAAGAUUAUUCUGUGCUUGGUAAUUGAAGGCACUUUCGCUGGAAUCAUUUCUCUGAUAGCAUUCCUCGCGCUUGACCGUGAGAAUAGAAUCACAUUUGUUGGGGUCGUGUGUUGCAUAUUUUCAUCUAUUAUGUACUGCUCCCCAAUUAUUACAGUGAUGAAUGUUAUAAAAGAUGAGAUUGUUGAAGGCAUGCCUAUUCUUCCCCCUGUGAUUGGCUGCGCAACUGCAGUAGUCUGGCUGAUUUUUUCUGCCCUGGUCCCCAAGAGGGAUUGGUUUAUCUUGCCCCCAAGUUCCAUAUUGUCCACAAAGUUCAAAAUUGUUGGUGGUAUUGUUGUUACCUACAGGUUUCUAGCAUUGUUGGCAUUGCUUCUGGCAUUGGGCAGAUCAUUGUCUAUGCAAUCUAUUACCCAGCCGGAACCAGGAACCGGAACCGGAGCGGGAGCCGGAGAAGGACCUAGAGCCGGAGCUGGAGUUCAAACUGGAGAUGCCCAAGUGUGA
This is a messenger RNA of Cornus florida, 804 nucleotides long. Its product is annotated as bidirectional sugar transporter SWEET5-like. The record is from RefSeq and is a predicted model, not a curated record. NCBI's taxonomy places the organism in Eukaryota, Viridiplantae, Streptophyta, Magnoliopsida, Cornales, Cornaceae. Gene Ontology annotation, molecular function: sugar transmembrane transporter activity. Gene Ontology annotation, biological process: carbohydrate transport. The coding region runs from base 1 to 804 and encodes 267 amino acids. Gene Ontology annotation, cellular component: membrane. The transcript has 7 exons.